Messenger RNA from Cucurbitaria berberidis CBS 394.84, 1554 nucleotides. RefSeq lists its product as uncharacterized. The record is from RefSeq and is a predicted model, not a curated record. NCBI's taxonomy places the organism in Eukaryota, Fungi, Ascomycota, Dothideomycetes, Pleosporales, Cucurbitariaceae. Bases 1 to 1554 code for a protein of 517 amino acids. The transcript is spliced from 3 exons.
AUGGACCUACGCCGCUUCAACCCUACAGUCAAUGCCUUUUCUCCUUCAGGUAACGGCAACGAAGGCCAACCAAAGAGCACCACAUCCAAUCAGGUGAGCGCUCCUCCCUCCCCAUACCUUGAAGCACGCGUCUUCAACUUGGAGGAGGAGCAUGCAACCCUGUGUAGCGAUGUCGAUACUCUCAAAGAGUUGUAUCACGGCCUCUCUUUCUCCAUCGACAAGUUGAAGAAAGGUAGCUGGCCGGUGAACAUUGGCCCUUUCCACGAAGCGGACCUCACCCGGUCCCAUCAGAGCGCCAUGCAAUUCAAGUCUGAGCUUGAGAAGAUCGCUAGUGAGGUUCAUAGGUCAGUCAACAGUUGUGCUGACAUGCAUAAGGGGAAUGGUACUGCCACAACCAAGAUGAAUGGCAGUAUGCCUCCGCAUAGAAAGGCUCCGAGUGUUGCCAGCAACGGGACGGUCUCCAAGUCGCUUCCUCCUCACUUGCGACGCGCCAAGAAAGCUGAGACCAGCCCCACGAAUGGGACCGAUAAGCGCAUUGCAGAUACUUCGGAAUUUAACCGCCAGGUCACCCACAGUCGAGUCGAUUCUGUCUUCCAGCAGCAAAUGGUCCCUGCGGCUGUACCGAGCCCUCCGGAGUCUCCAACCACAGUCGUUGAGGCCGACCUGCCUUCCAACCUGAAAGAGCUUUCCCUACACAAAAGCUGGAAGCCACACUACCUGACCACGCUACCCACGCCUCGUUCAGAUGUUAUAUCGAAUAUUCCUAGCGUAAACAUGGUCACUUUUCACCCAGACUUCAUUCACAACACGUUCGAUGGCGUCGUUUGGUCCCCUGGACUGAGGUUCGUCAAAGGGCAGGGGCCAUGCAUCUUGAAGAAUCGCACAUACUACCUCCUUGAUCCAAAGACUGAACCCUUCCUGCCCAAAGAGCCAGGCGAGCACGGCGCUAAGCUUACCGCGUUCUUCAACAAGGCACCAGAGGAAGAGUUUGGUGAUUUGAUUGCUGAAGGCUCUAGUUCUUACGAGGACGUACCCAUGUUCAUCAUGGUGGGCAAUCGUUAUGUCUACUUCGGCAACUAUUCGCAGACACGGUGGUCCGACAAGCUCGAUCACGACACAAUGAUAGCCAAAGUACCUCAGCACAUCAAGGAGUACUGGGCUACCGAGCUCACUGCGACUGGUCGAGAGCAGUGGGUCACCGAGGAGCUCAAAAGGCACCUUUUCAAGAAACCUGAGUAUGAAGGACGCCUUUAUGCUGCUCUGGACGAAGAGGCAACAGUCAACUCCGUGAAAGAAGUGGAACUCAAUGAAAAGAUGAUCAAAGAUGUCAAGAAAUACGCAGAACAGCUUCGUGAGUGGGAGCGCGAGGCCAAUAUGAGGGUCUCCAUGAUCAAGGAGGACUUCAUUAUGAAGGCUUUCGAGCGCGCCGAUGCAGAUGAUCCGCCGGCGUUGCGUCUCUGGUGGGAGUACCUCCAGUGCGUGGACUGGAGGAAGGACUUCUACGACUUGUUGGUCGCUCUCCAAUCGCGCGCUCCCGAACAAUAUCUCAAGUAA